Messenger RNA from Saccharomycopsis crataegensis, 1800 nucleotides. Its product is annotated as MFS transporter. Gene Ontology annotation, biological process: transmembrane transport. The record is from RefSeq and is a predicted model, not a curated record. Gene Ontology annotation, cellular component: plasma membrane. The transcript has a single exon. The coding region runs from base 1 to 1800 and encodes 599 amino acids. NCBI's taxonomy places the organism in Eukaryota, Fungi, Ascomycota, Saccharomycetes, Ascoideales, Saccharomycopsidaceae. Gene Ontology annotation, molecular function: transmembrane transporter activity.
AUGAGUUCGCAUACAGAGAGAAAAUCUCUUGAUAGCUCCACCAGCACAGAGACCCCUACCAACUUCACUCCAGAUGGCUUGACUUAUGAGAAUGUUGAUGCAAAAAGCCUUCAAAGAAACAUGACCGGACAUUCUGUUCGCUCUGCCAGCGAACUUGCUGCUAUUGAAAAAAUUGUUUCCCGUGUUUCUGCUCACGCUGGGGCUUUAGGUCCCCUUGAAGAACCUAUUGACCACGAAUAUGUCAGAGACGUCUCAAAAGAAGACCCAAACGCAGAUGUCAACGAUGCUGACCCUUGGAAAUAUCCAUUGGAUCCUGACACUGGGAUCAGAUUAGUGACAUUUGUCGGUGAUAACGAUCCUGAUGACCCUAGAACUUGGGCGCCAAAGAAAAAAUGGGGUAUCACAUUAUUGCUUGGUCUCAUUUGUUUUGUCGUUGCCUUUGCGUCUUCUGUAAUCACCGGUGGAAUGGAAGGUCCAAUGAUUAGCUUUGACGUCUCUAUGGAAGUGUCAAUCUUGGCAGUCACUUUGUUCGUCAUUGGUUUUGGUGUCGGUCCAAUUGUUUUCUCUCCAUUAUCAGAAGAAGUCGGUAGAAGAAUCAUUUAUUCUUCCACUUUAUUCUUGGGGGUCAUUUUCAUUAUCCCAUGUGCUGUAGCCAAAAAUAUCGGUACUUUAUUGGUUUGUCGUCUUAUUGAUGGUAUCGCGUUCUCCGCCCCAAUCACGCUUAUUGGUGGUUCUCUUUCCGAUAUCUUUCUUUCCCACGAAAGAGGUGCGGCAAUGGCAGUUUUCUCAGCUGCUCCUUUCCUUGGUCCAAUCAUUGGCCCACUUGUUGGUGGUUGGAUCUAUAUACGUGCUGGCUGGAGAUGGCUUUAUUGGGUUAUGUUUAUUCUCUCUGCAGUGGUCUACGUAUUUGUCAUUUUUGCCGUUCCUGAAACCCAUCACCAAACCAUUCUUAAAAAGAGAAAAGAAAAACUUAUCAAGCUCACUGGCGAUGAUCGUUACUUGAUCCUCAAGGACUUGAAACCUCGUACUGUCAAAGAAGUUGCCAUUGAAACUGUUUCUAGACCGCUCAUCUUAUUGACGGAGCCAAUUGUUUUGUUAAUCACUAUUUACAUGUCUGUAAUUUAUGGUCUUCUUUACAUGUACUUCUUUGCAUUCCCAGUGGUCUUUGGUGAAGGUAAGGGAUGGAAUGAUGGUAUGGUUGGUCUUAUGUUCAUCCCGAUCGCUAUUGGCAUUGUCAUUGCCAGCGCUGCUUCUCCUUAUGUCAACAAAAUGUACAACAAGUACACUGCUGUAUACAUCGCUCGUGGGGAGAUUCCUCCUCCAGAAUUGCGUUUGAUUCCAAUGAUGAUUUCUUGCUGGCUUAUUCCAAUUGGUCUUUUCAUCUUUGCCUGGACCUCAUAUACUCGUCUCGACUGGGUGGGUCCUGCCUUUGGUGCUAUCCCUUGUGGCUGUGGGUUCUUGCUUCUUUAUAAUUCCGCCAACAACUACAUGGUUGACUCGUAUCAACAUUUUGCGGCUUCUGCUCUUGCUGCUAAAACUUUGGUCCGUUCAAUCCAUGGGGCCACAUGUGUGUUAUACACCGUUCAAAUGUUGCACCGUUUGGGCUACCAAUGGGGGAUUUCCUUGCUUGCCUUCAUUUCAUUGGCUUGCUGCGCCAUUCCUUAUUUCUUCUUCUUUUAUGGGGCAAAGAUUAGAGAAAGAUCUAAAUAUGCUUACACUCCAAGCGUUGAAGAGUACAUGAAAGCCAACACCGUGGCGACAAAAGUUUCCAGUGAUGACGAAGAAAAGAAGGUUGAAUGA